Messenger RNA from Podarcis lilfordi (Lilford's wall lizard), 333 nucleotides. NCBI's taxonomy places the organism in Eukaryota, Metazoa, Chordata, Lepidosauria, Squamata, Lacertidae. The record is from the annotation of a GenBank genome assembly.
AUGCACUUGCCUGUUCCAAGUGGCGUCAGGGCAAAUGCCCUCCAUUCAUCUGCAGCAGCAGCCACAGCAGCCAUGGUGGGGAGGCAGCCCCUGUCUGGGUUUGGGGUUGUGCCUCCCUUUCCUCAGGACGCUGGACCCUCUCAGACAGACCCUCCCUGGAGAUUUGUCCAUCAGUUUCCAGUGUCUGGGGGCCCCUUUUUGCCCCAGAGUUGGUCUCUGCAGACUUCCAGAUGCUACAACCUGCUAAAGACUGCACAACAUGCAGAAGCUGGAUUUCCUGAGGGUGGCAUCUCCCCCUCCCUUGCUUUUGACCGCAAAAGACAUUGGUACUGA